This is a messenger RNA of Brenthis ino (lesser marbled fritillary), 4176 nucleotides long. Lineage: Eukaryota; Metazoa; Arthropoda; Insecta; Lepidoptera; Nymphalidae. The record is from the annotation of a GenBank genome assembly.
AUGACUUCGUUACUAUCUGCAGAACUUUCUGCUACUUGCAAUGCUUUAGGAACACUUAAUAAGAAAACUGGAAAAUAUAUGAUAGACGAUUUUACUCUUAACACUGUUAAAGAUCUUAUAAGAUAUCUUCGACGUGACGGUGAAGAUCAUGAAAUUCGUAGGCAUCUCGGACAAACUAAGGUCUUGCAAACAGACUUAAUACCAAUGCUUAUUGAUCACUGGGAAAAAGAAGAAUUGUUUGAUGUUACACUUAGGCUUCUUGUAAAUUUGACCAACCCAGCUCUUCUGUUAUAUCAUGAAGAAGUGCCAGUAGAAAGGACCGCACGUCAUAAUUAUUUGCAAAUACUAUCACAUUUACAGUACUAUAAAGAGGAAGCUUUUGCUAAAGUUGAAACUUGGCAGUUUUUUGCUAAAAAGUUAACAAAGAUAUUAGAAAUUGAUUGGUCUGAAAGAGAUGAAGACACAGGGUUAAUAAUUGAAAGGAUUUUAAUAUUAAUUAGAAAUGUACUGUAUGUGCCUGCUGACUUAGAUAAAGAAAGAAGACCAGAAAAUGAUGCUAGUGUCCAUGAUCAGGUACUCUGGGCAUUAAACCAAGCUGGAAUCUUGGAUAUCAUUCUGUACAUGUCAUCCGAAAACGAAAAGCAAUAUUUUAUGCACAUAUUAGAAAUUAUUUCACAUUUAUUAAGAGAACAGAAUCCAACAAGUUUAGCCGACUCUGCUUUGCAAAGAAGUGUAGACGAAAAGUUAAAAGAUGAUCAAGAGUUACUUAUGAUGCGAAUGUCAGAAAGUAAGGAGAGAAUGAAUAAGGUUAAACAAUAUUCAUCCACUAGGCAUUCCCGCUUUGGUGGUACAUAUGUUAUUCAAAAUAUGAAAUCUAUAUCAGAUAAUGACAUAAUAUGUCUAAAACCACUGAACAAUAUAUCUAGCCUAGACUUUAAUGGUAGUAAAAAGUCUAAAUUAGUCAGACCUAAGAACAGAAGACCGACAGAAAGUGGUACAAUGGAAAGAAGAUCAGCUUUUGCCAUAAGAUUAUUCUUAAAAGAGUUUUGUAUAGAAUUCCUAAACAGCUCGUAUAAUCCAAUGAUGCACUACGUGAAGGAUGUACUGGUUAGAGCUAAAGCGCAACAAAACGAUGAAUCUUAUUAUUUAUGGGCAAUGAAAUUUUUUAUGGAAUUUAACAGAGGCCAUAAUUUUCAAGUUGGAUUAGUCAGUGAAACAAUGUCAGUACCGAUGUUCCAUUACGUUCAACAACAGAUGGAAAAAUAUUAUGACAUGAUUAAAGUUGAGAAAAAGAAGUUUUCGACUUGGGUGAGAAGAUUGCACUUAGCGCUAAGAGCUUAUAAGGAACUACUGAAUACACUAUUAGCUAUGGACAAGAGCAGUGAUGUUUCAGUGAAAGAGUCUGCAAAAGUACUCAAGAGUAAUAUCUUCUAUGUUUUGGAAUAUAGAGAAUUUAUUUUGUCAAUUUUACUUAAUUAUGAUGAAAAUAAGAUGCCUAGAUCAUAUUUAGUAGAUUUAGUGGAAACAGUACAUCUAUUCCUUAAAAUGCUUGAGCAUUAUUGCAAGAAAACUGGUUUGGUCGUGCAAAAGAAAGUGCGGAAAAAAACUAAAUCUAAAAAACAAAAACCGAAAUCGAGUGCUAAACCAAAAACGAUAGAACUAUCGCCGUGGGAAGAGGUCAGGCCUCAAAUAGCGGCAGUCCUAAGAGCCGGCAUAGAAGAGUAUCCGCCACCCUUCGACGCAGCCUCCGAUGUGGCUAUUGAUCAACAAAAGGGAGAUUGUAUGAAGAAGAUACAAAAAUUAAUGCGCGAACACAAAUAUGAAGAUGCCGUCGGUACAUUCAGAGCUGCAAGGGAAGUAUGGCCUGAAGAAGGUAUAUUUGGAGUGAGCGGUAUUCAAGAGGAUGAGGAAUUAGAUAUGCUCGAAACAAUUUACAAUACUGAUUUGGGAGUUGAAGUUAGUAGAGUUGAGGAAGAAACGCAAGAAAAUUCCGAAUACGAUGAAGAAGAUGAAGAAGACGAAGAAGAUAAAUCGACAGCCGUCGUUGAAACGGAUUUUGAUUUUCAAGACUUUGUCCUCAGAUUCUGCCAUCAACGCGUAGUUAGUGCUUGUGUGUGUUUAUUAGAAGGCUAUGAGAAGAAUUUACCAUACACCAACCAUUGUAUAGUAAAGAUGUUGCAUAGAAUAGCCUAUGACAGUAAUCGUCCUGCUAUGAUGUUUCAAGCAACACUGUUUUUAGUGUUUCAGAAGAUCUUGAAUAACCCUAUCCCAAUAUUUAAGGAAUUGGAAAAGUUCGCAAUAUUUGUUCUAAGGAAAUUCGCUGAAAUGGCAUCGAAGAGUAGCAAAGUUUUUAUCGAGCUGUUAUUUUGGAAGAACUCUAAAGAUUCUGUCGAAAUCGAACACGGUUACGACCUUUACAACGAUCCCAGGGAUAAGCCGGGCAACUCGCAGUGGACUGAGGAACAGGAAGAAGAACUACGCCAACUGUACAUGGAAAACCAGACUAAUCCCGAAAAUGAUCAGGAUGUGAUUGAUUGGAUUUUGGAGAAUUUAAUCGCACAAACUCGAACACGAAGAAGCGUUAUAAAGAAACUAAAGGAGCUAGGUCUUAUAUUUAAAGCACCGACCAAGAAAAGUAAUCGAGAGAGGAAAGAAAAGGUGUCGCUUGAAUUUACCGAAGAGGAAGAUAAUAUAUUGACAGAACUCUGGAAACAAUACGGUGAAUCUAAGGAUGCCUUAGGACUAAUAGUUGCCAGAAUGCCAAAAAAACGUUCAAAAAAAAGUUACAAAGAACGUCUGACACAGCUAGGCUUCAUACAAAUCAAGCGUAGGAAGAAACAGGACACUAAAAGUGAGGAUAAAUCGAACGAAAGUUCAUCGGGUUCAGAAAAUUCUAGCUCAGACAGUGAAAAAGAUGUCACGCCUUCGUCUAAGCUGAAUAUAAAACCCAAGAAAAAACCUACAAAAGAAAGUAAAUCAAAGAAAACAACAAGAAAUAUGGAAUUGAGUGCUAAUGAAAUCGCUAAACUCUUGGUUAAAGCUGUGGAUAGCGGUCUAGAAGAAGCACUAAAAUGGUUAGCAGAGAAUCUAGAAGAGGUAGCCUUAGAUCAAGAAGCGGAGGGUUUCGAUCCAACAGCAGAAGGAACACCGUUAGUUCCCAUCUCAAGUGACUCGGUGGAUGCUAUGGGCAAUGAUUUGUUCGUACGAGUUUUGAAGAGUAUUGGUGUGGUUCCGCCUGCUGAUGAACAGGAAACGUACUGGAGAAUACCAAGUAAUUUGCAUCAUGAAACUAUAAGGAAAAGACGAGAAAUUAUUAUUAAAGCUGUCAAUAAAGAACUUAUCAUAGAUAAUGCUAAUACACAAACAAACGACGCAGAAAGCAACGAUAAUCUUAUAGAGAAAAAUUAUAAUGCAGAAUCAAGUGACGACGAUGACUUAUUCGAUAAUCUUAGAAAAAUGAGAGAUACCGAGAUUCCAUAUAAAAGCGAUUUAAAUAAAUCGGUCGAUCGUAUUCGUAGUCGUAUCGAUUCUGAGAGUGUUAAUAAUGAAAAUCAAAAUAAAAAUGAAUCAAAAGCUUAUUCGAGCGAUGAUGAUAAUAUAGUGGAUAAUUUACGAAAAAAUAAAGGUUCCAAAAAGAAGAUUCGUAAGCGCAAUCAAAAUAUCGACUCUGACAAUGAUAAUAAUGACAAUCAAAAUGAAAAUGAAUUUAAGGCUGAUUCGAGCGAUGAUGAUGAUACAUUCAAUAAUUUACGAAAAAAUAAAGUUUCUAAAAAGAAGAUUCGUAAGCGCAAUCAAAAUAUCGAUUCUGAUAAUGAAUCGAUAAACACUACAAAACAAAGAGAAAAUGAAAGUAAUGCGAAUGCAACAAAUGACGAUAUAUUCGAUAACUUACGAAAUGAUAUUCCGAAUGAAAACUUUGAAAAGACGAAUAAUCGGAAACGUAGUCGCAGUAUCGAUUCUGAUGAUGAGAGUAUUCGAAAAGCGCCGAAAAUCAUUGGAGACGAUAAUGACGAUGAUAUUUUGUCGUUUGCGAAGAAAACGUUGCAGCAUACUGAGUUUCCUGACACAGAGGAUAUUAUGAAGGAUCUCCCGAAACAUACAUUAAGUAGUGACAGCGAGGAAGAAAUCGCGCCUGCGAGGAGAUACAAGAAACUGGUAAUUAGCGACGAUUCAGAC